This is a messenger RNA of Polypterus senegalus (gray bichir), 2310 nucleotides long. RefSeq names its product protocadherin-10-like. The record is from RefSeq and is a predicted model, not a curated record. Gene Ontology annotation, molecular function: calcium ion binding. Gene Ontology annotation, biological process: homophilic cell-cell adhesion. Lineage: Eukaryota; Metazoa; Chordata; Cladistia; Polypteriformes; Polypteridae. Gene Ontology annotation, cellular component: plasma membrane. The coding region runs from base 1 to 2310 and encodes 769 amino acids. The transcript has a single exon.
AUGAAGGAAGGAACAGUAAUAGGAAAUAUAGCUUCCGAUAUUAAUGUAGAUACAAGGAAUCUUUCGAAACGUGAUCUUCAGAUUGCUUUGGGGAGUGGAAAGCAUUAUCUGGAUGUUAACAAAAUAAACGGAAAUUUAUUUAUUAAGAAAAUAAUCGACCGAGAAAAAAUUUGCGAAUUUAAAGAUGAAUGUGUUCUUAAUCUGGAGGCUUUAGUUGAAAAUCCGCUGCAGAUGUUUAGCGUUGAGGUACAAAUCUUGGAUGUGAAUGACAAUGCUCCGAGAUUUCCUUUCUCCAUCAGCCGCAUAAACAUUUCAGAAUCGAAGCUAAAAGACGAAAGGUUUUUGUUGGUGAAGGCCUUGGACCCUGAUGAUGGCAAUAACUCAGUAUGCAAUUAUAAACUGAGCGAAAAUAUGUAUUUUGAUAUCUCCGUUCAGACUUGGAAUGACGGCUCAGUGUCCGCUGAUUUACUAAUAAAGGAGGCGCUGGACAGAGAACAGCAAGCGGUGCACAAUUUAAUUCUGACGGCAGUGGAUUGUGGAAAACCAGCAUUGUCUGGAUCAAUUAAUAUCACAGUUACCAUACUUGAUGAAAACGAUAAUGCUCCAAAAUUUGAAAGACAGAUUUACCAAGUAGAGGUUUCAGAAAAUACAUUAAUAGGAACCACUUUUAUUACACUAAACGCUACUGAUGCUGAUCAAGGCACAAAUGCUGAAUUAUUGUAUUCGUUUAAUCCUCACACCUCCGAGAAGGCCCAAAUGAAGUUCCAUUUGAAUUCGCGGACCGGUGACCUCAGUGUUAAUGAACUCCUCGAUUUCGAACAGUCUCGUCAAUAUGAAUUAUUUGUGCAAGCAAAGGAUAACGGGCCAAAUCCUAUGACUGGACACUGUAAAGUAAUAAUAAAAGUACUUGACAGCAACGACAAUCAGCCUGAAAUUAUUGUUGCCUCAUUAAAAAGUUCAUUACUGGAAGAUGUGCCAAUAGGAACAGUCAUCGCACUGUUUAGUGUCACAGAUAUGGACUCUGGAAAAAAUGGUAGGGUGAACUGCCGUAUAUCACACAAUGGUGAGUUUAAACUUCAGCAAACUAUGGAUAAUGUUUAUGCGUUGGUGACUGCAACACUUUUGGAUCGAGAAAGACGAUCUAGCUUUAAUGUCACUAUCGUCGUGAAGGAUGAAGGAUCUCCUCCCCUCACAAACAAUAGAACAAUUCCUUUAAAUCUUUUGGAUGUGAAUGAUAACGCACCAUCGUUUUCGCGUGCUUCGUACGAAAUUCCCAUUCCAGAGAAUAAUAUCCCUGGAAGUCUGCUGUGUUCCAUUACUGCAAAUGAUCCUGAUGCAGCUCUUAACGGCGCUUUAAAAUAUUCCAUAGAAGAAAAAAAUGACUUGAAUAAAACCUUCACGAAAUAUUUUUCCAUUAAUUCGGAAAAUGGAAACAUUUACUCAAUGCAGUCCUUCGACUAUGAAAAACAGACAUUAUAUACGUUUGAGGUGGUAGCUAAAGACUCUGGCACUCCUCAGCUAAGCAGUAGUGUGACUAUCAAAAUAACUGUUCUUGAUGAAAACGAUAACACACCGGUUAUUGUGUCACCCUGGCGCCCUCAUGGAUCAAUAGUUAGUGAUACAAUUCCGAGUUCAGCUGAAGAAGGAUAUUUAGUGACAAAAGUUAUAGCAAUUGAUGAAGACUCUGUUCAAAAUUCACGAAUUACUUAUCAGUUGCUUCAAGUUACUGACCAGACAUUAUUUACAUUAAACCAGUACAGUGGGGAACUUCGAACCAGAAGACGCUUCAGCCUCAGAGACGCUUCCAAACAAAGACUUGUGAUUCAAGCCCGGGACAAUGGCAAUCCUUCGCUGUCAUCGACAGUUACGAUUCUCAUAUCAAGAUUUGACCCAGAAGUCGAAGGUCUUCUGACAAUAAAUGAUGAGGUAGAGACAGAGUAUGUAUCAUCUUUAAACAUGUAUUUGAUGAUCGGUCUUGCCUCCGCUUCACUGUUGCUUAUUUUAACAAUAGUGAUCUGUGCUUCACUGAAAUGUCACCAUAAUCCAGCUGAAGACGAAAAAUCAGCACAUCGGAUAAGCUGCUACAGCCAAAGGGAUUCAAUGAUUUCUGAGUUACCGGCACACUCGACUUUAUAUUCAAGCGACGCCUACUGGCACAGUGUGCUUUUGGCGGAAUCACGAAAAGGAAAAAUGCUGGUGAGGCAGUCAAUGCCCAAUGGAACUGGCUUUAUUGUGUCAAGUUUGGAGAGGAAUUCAGAGCAAGGAACAAUAAGCGAAUUAGCCGACACACCGAUUCAGGUAAGAUUGUAA